Messenger RNA from Sceloporus undulatus (fence lizard), 1185 nucleotides. Its product is annotated as lipase member M-like. Gene Ontology annotation, molecular function: hydrolase activity, acting on ester bonds. Lineage: Eukaryota; Metazoa; Chordata; Lepidosauria; Squamata; Phrynosomatidae. The record is from RefSeq and is a predicted model, not a curated record. The coding region runs from base 1 to 1185 and encodes 394 amino acids. The transcript has 9 exons.
AUGUGGCUUUUCAUCACAGUGGCAUGUUUAAUUCAGCAGGCUACAGAUUCAAAUGAAAUCACAAGCAAGAGACAUUUGAAUCCUCAAGAAUUUAUGACUAUUAAUGAAAUCAUCCACUAUUGGGGAUAUCCCAGUGAGGAACAUGAAAUCCUGACUGAUGAUGGCUAUUAUCUGCAGGCAAACAGAAUUCAUCAUGGAAUAUACAGUACUGGGAAGUCAGAGCCUAGGCCAGUUGUGUUACUUGUACCUGGUUUGGUGACUGAAGGUAGGUGCUGGAUUGGAAAUCUUCCCAACAAUAGCUUGGGAUUUUUUCUAGCAGAUGCAGGCUAUGAUGUAUGGAUAAUAAAUAACAGAGGAACCACAUGGUCUCGAAAGCACCAGAACCUGACAGUUGACCAAGAAGAAUUCUGGAAUUUCAGUUUUCAUGAAAUGGCAAUGUAUGAUAUUCCAGCAGCCAUAGACUUUAUCCUGCAGAAGACUGAGCAAGAUAAAUUGUACUAUAUUGGUCAUUCCCAGGGUGGUGCAGUUGGUCUUAUUGCCUCCUCAAUCAUGCCACAGCUUGCUAAAAAGAUCAAGCUCUUCAUGUGCUUUGCUCCUCCCUAUACAUUGGGGAACACUAAGGGACCCAUGAAAAUGCUUCUAUCGCUUCCUGAUGAAUUAAAAAAAAGUAUAUGGGGCAACAAGGAAUUCAGUUUUUUUAGUAACAAGCUGAAAGCAAGCAAUGCCAAUUUGUGCAGCUAUCCCGUAAUUGACAAGUUUUGUCUCCAGCUAAUUUUCCUUUGUGCGGGUUUUAAUGCAAAUAAUCUAAAUGUGAGUCGUGCAGAUAUGUAUAUUGGAACCUAUCCUGAUUUUACUUCUGUUAAAACAAUAAGACACUGGAGUCAGAUCACAAAAUCCAAAGAAUUUAAAUAUUUUGACUAUGGACGUAAGAACAAAGUUGUGUACAAUAUGACCAAGCCUCCAUUUUAUGAAAUAGAAAGGAUGAAUGUGCCAACAGCUGUAUGGAGUGGUGGGAAUGACAUUAUUGCACGUGCAAAGGACAUUGAACAGUUGCUGCGUCGAAUUUCUAAUUUAGUUUUCCACAAAAAUAUUCCUAGCUGGCAUCAUGCUGAUUUUAUCUGGGGUCUUGAUGCUCCCAAACACCUUUAUAUUGAUGUGCUUUAUCUGAUGGAAAAAUAUAAAUAA